UGCCUUUAUGUUUACAUAAUAUUCAAAACCCCGAAUUUUACGCCAUAGUUCCGGCAAAUCUGUUGUAUUUAAAUUUCCACGAUGAAACCUCAGCUAAUAGAUAUCCCAGUUGAACCAAAAACUCCGGAGGAGGAAGAAAUAUUUAAAAACCUUUGGUCGUUACGACCAUGCUAUUUUUACAACGAAGAAUAUGACGAUUGCACCAGUAUUCGCGGGCGAUUUCAUCAGUACUUCAUCCACGGGGAUAGCAUCGAUUGUAACCAGUGGAAGCGAGAUUUCGACAAUUGCGCCAGAUUUGAGAAGAACCCAAAGGAUACUAAAAGUGCUCUAGAGUUAAUUGAGAGCGAGAAGACAAGGCGAACCGUUCGGCUGGGGGCACAUUAUGGAAACGAUGUUUGGAAAAAACGGGACAAAGUACCAGAAGAUUGGGCUAAACCCCUUCCUGAGCAUCUACGAAAAGAAUACGAGAACUCGUACUUGGAAUUGAAAGCACGAGAAAUGCGAGGGGAAGUGCAGCCUUCCAAGGAUGAUGGCCGGACCAUGUGUGUCAUAAUGUAGAUAAGAGGUGAGCCAUCCUAGGGCUGAAACCCUCUCAAAUAGACAAAAAAAACUAAUAAUGUAGAUUUGUGGGAGAUAAUUACGUAGCUUUAUUGAUAUUAGUGUUAUCAAAUGUACACCAAUGUAUAAUUUAAAACAAAA
Molecule: messenger RNA, 699 nt
Organism: Armigeres subalbatus
Lineage: Eukaryota; Metazoa; Arthropoda; Insecta; Diptera; Culicidae
Product: synaptic plasticity regulator PANTS
Exons: 2
Coding region: 82-558 (158 amino acids)
Source: RefSeq, a predicted model, not a curated record